This is a messenger RNA of Scleropages formosus (Asian bonytongue), 1907 nucleotides long. It is a transcript of the gene dhps, whose product is annotated as deoxyhypusine synthase. The record is from RefSeq and is a predicted model, not a curated record. Bases 31 to 1341 code for a protein of 436 amino acids. Gene Ontology annotation, cellular component: cytoplasm. Gene Ontology annotation, molecular function: deoxyhypusine synthase activity. The transcript has 11 exons. NCBI's taxonomy places the organism in Eukaryota, Metazoa, Chordata, Actinopteri, Osteoglossiformes, Osteoglossidae. Gene Ontology annotation, biological process: peptidyl-hypusine biosynthetic process.
CGCAGCGCGACUCGCCUGUUGUCAUAGUGAAUGCGAGAGCAGCUCGACUCGCAGAUCCUGUUAAACCUCCACAUACGUGUGCAGAUAGACGGGUGUCUCUGUAGGAUCGGGUGUGUGUUCUCCGCGCUCGCUCGCUCGCUCUCAUUUUCGCGCCAGGUUGGUCUGUCCAGAACUGUGACACCCCGCAGCGCUUCCGCUGUUCCAGCCAGGCGGGUCCGUGCAGCCUUCUGUCACAUCGCUCCUCCAUGUUACAGAAAAGGUAUGGCUGAACACCUGCCUGGAGCUCGAGAGGCAGUGCUGAAAGGGAGCACUCCCCUCCCAGAUGACCUGCCCCAGAUAAGAGGUUAUGACUUCAACCAGGGAGUGGACCACCGGGCUCUCCUUCAGUCCUAUCUCACCACUGGUUUCCAGGCCAGCAGCUUCGCGCAGGCAGUGCGGGAGAUCAACAAGAUGAUAGAAAAGCGCUUGGAGCCAGCAGAAGAAGAGAAGGAAUGUGAGAGUUCCAAUUCCAAGCCUCCUGGCUGUACCAUCUUUCUUGGGUACACUUCCAACCUCAUUAGCUCUGGAGUGAGAGAGACCAUCCGGUACCUUGUCCAACACAAAAUGGUGGAUGUGAUUGUGACGACAGCUGGCGGAGUGGAAGAGGACUUCAUCAAGUGCUUGGCUCCCACCUUCCUUGGAGAGUUCAAUCUGCAGGGAAAAGAGUUGCGGCAGAGAGGCAUCAACAGGAUAGGUAACCUUCUGGUACCCAAUGACAACUACUGCAUGUUUGAGGACUGGUUGAUGCCCAUCCUGGACCAGAUGGUUCAGGAACAGAAAACGGAGGGCACUCAGUGGACUCCCUCUAAGAUGAUCCAUCGCCUUGGUAAAGAGAUAAACAACCCAGACUCGGUGUACUACUGGGCCUACAGGAAUGACAUCCCUGUGUUCAGCCCAGCCCUGACAGAUGGUUCUCUGGGCGACAUGAUCUACUUCCACUCGUAUAAGAACCCGGGGCUGGUGCUGGAUAUAGUAGAAGAUAUACGAAGGAUGAACAGUAAUGCUGUUUUUGCCAAGCGCACUGGAAUGAUCAUCCUGGGAGGAGGACUAGUCAAGCAUCACAUCGCCAAUGCAAACCUCAUGAGGAAUGGGGCGGACUUUGCUGUGUUUGUGAACACGGGACAGGAAUUUGAUGGCUCUGACUCUGGGGCUCACCCUGAUGAGGCUGUAUCGUGGGGCAAGAUCCGCAUGGACGCCAAGCCAGUCAAGGUGUAUGGUGAUGCUUCCAUAAUAUUCCCCCUCCUUGUGGCUGAGACUUUUGCAUCCAGGGCUUCUCAACUCAUACAGGAGAAGAGAGACUGACAGCUCCACUCCUUCUGCACAUCUUCCUUUGCUUUUCCUUUCUUGUCUUACUUUUUUAUGCAACAUAAACUGUUUGAAGCCUUUUAUGCCCUCUUCAGCCCUUUGGAAACCUUUGUGUGUUUUUGGUCUUCAUAUUGCUUGUGUUGUGCUGGCUAGUUUUAAAAUUCCAUCCUCCCACUAUUGUUUCCUAUCCUUCCAUGGUGUUCUUUGCUUCUGUUUCUUGAUUUGGGCACCUUUUUGUCUUCUUCCUCUCUUCCUUUUCCCAUUUCCGUAUUCUCGUUUUCUGUUUUCACUCUCGCCCUAUUCUCUUCACUUCAGCAUGCCUUUGCCUUCUACUGACUGUAUUCUGAACAGCUUCAUUUCACCCUUUAGAAGUAAUAGAAGUUUUUUAUCCAAAGGGAAUCUAAUCUUGAAAUGUUUUACUUCCUUUUUUUGUGUUGAAUAUACCUAUGGUAUUUUAAACUGUACAUCACUUCGGGAACUUAGUCACAGCUCAUAUAUUGCAUGGGUGAUCAAAAUGUAGGCUCUAUAAGUUAAAAAUAAAUAAAUAAAUAAAAUAAAAAAAA